ACUGCCACUCGGCUUCUAUUGGCCACGUCUCUCCUGGGAAGGCAGGCAAGGGACGAAAUGGCGAGGGAGACAAGGUUUUUGCUAGGGAAGCCUCGGCCCAGGACGCAGCGCCACCCGUUUUCCAAUCAGCGCCGGGCACUGCAUUCCUCCUAGAUCUUUUCUUUCAGUAGAGACCUUUUAAUAAUAAAUACUACUUACAUUGCUUUACAAUUCACACUUGCGGUCAUUAUUUCAGUGGAGCUUUUCAACAGCUCUGUGAGACAGGUAUUAUUUCUAUUUCGGAGCAGAGAGAACAGUGCCCUUGAGCCACAGGGCUCAUACAUCCGGAGCCUAUCACCACUCCGAAUCUUAAGCUCCCGGGAUGACCGCGGACUGGCGGCCAGGACCACUGCUCCAGCUGUUUCCCCAGGUAAUCCACCUGCCUUGGGUUACCUUUUAGCGCGGCCCAGUUAGCCGCAACCAGCCACCAUUUACCCGCUUUCCCCAAACCAGGAAAACCACAGAAACGCAUGUGCGCGGCCAGUCUCUUCCACGCCCGGGAGCGCAGAGCUUACAGACCAAGGCCGCCCAAGUCCCCUCACCCCAAAGGCUACCCAAGAACCCCGACUAGGCUGUUUGGCUGACUCAGGCGCCCAACGCCCACCCGAACUGAGUCGCUAGGGAAACUCCCAACUGCCAGCUCGCCUGACCGGUGUUCACAGGCCACUCUAGCCGGGCUCAGAGACCGCAGUCUCGUUGCUCCUGGCUUGACGUCAUCGGCAGGCGCCGCAGCGCAGUGGCGGGCACGCGCAGCCGAGAAGAUGUCUCCGACGCCGCCGCUCUUCAGUUUGCCCGAAGCGCGGACGCGGUUUACGAAGUCUACCAGAGAGGCCUUGAACAACAAAAACAUCAAGCCAUUGUUAAGUACCUUCAGCCAGGUACCUGGCAGUGAAAAUGAAAAAAAAUGUACCCUUGACCAAGCUUUCAGAGGUAUUCUAGAAGAAGAAAUUAUAAAUCAUUCAUCAUGUGAAAACGUUUUAGCUAUUAUUUCUCUUGCUAUUGGGGGAGUAACUGAAGGUAUUUGUACCGCAUCUACACCUUUUGUAUUGUUGGGAGAUGUUUUGGAUUGUCUUCCUUUGGAUCAGUGUGACACAAUAUUCACUUUUGUGGAAAAAAAUGUUGCUACUUGGAAAUCAAAUACAUUCUAUUCUGCUGGGAAAAAUUACUUACUACGUAUGUGCAAUGAUCUCCUAAGAAGAUUGUCUAAAUCCCAGAAUACAGUCUUCUGUGGACGGAUUCAGCUCUUUUUGGCCAGGCUUUUCCCUCUGUCUGAGAAAUCAGGUCUUAACUUGCAGAGUCAGUUUAAUCUGGAAAAUGUCACUGUUUUCAAUACGAAUGAGCAGGAAAGCACCCUGGGUCAGAAGCACACUGAAGAUAGAGAAGAAGGAAUGGAUGUAGAAGAAGGCGAAAUGGGAGAUGAGGAAGCUCCAACAACGUGCUCUAUUCCAAUUGAUUACAACCUGUAUCGAAAAUUCUGGUCACUUCAGGAUUACUUCAGGAACCCUGUGCAAUGCUAUGAGAAGAUUUCAUGGAAAACUUUUCUCAAGUAUUCUGAAGAAGUUUUAGCUGUUUUUAAGAGUUAUAAAUUAGAUGAUACUCAGGCCUCAAGAAAAAAGAUGGAAGAAUUGAAAACAGGAGGAGAACAUGUAUAUUUUGCAAAAUUUUUAACAAGUGAAAAGCUGAUGGAUUUACAACUGAGUGACAGUAACUUUCGUCGACACAUCCUGUUGCAGUAUCUCAUUUUAUUCCAAUAUCUCAAGGGGCAGGUCAAAUUCAAAAGUUCAAACUAUGUUUUAACUGAUGAGCAAUCACUUUGGAUUGAAGAUACUACAAAAUCAGUUUAUCAACUACUAUCUGAAAACCCCCCCGAUGGAGAAAGAUUUUCAAAGAUGGUAGAGCAUAUAUUAAACACUGAAGAAAACUGGAACUCGUGGAAAAAUGAAGGUUGCCCAAGUUUUGUGAAAGAAAGAACAUCAGAUACCAAACCUACGAGAAUAAUUCGGAAGAGAACAGCACCCGAGGACUUCCUAGGGAAAGGACCCAGCAAAAAAAUUCUGAUGGGAAAUGAGGAGUUAACAAGGCUUUGGAAUCUUUGUCCUGAUAAUAUGGAAGCCUGUAAAUCAGAGACAAGGGAAUACAUGCCCACUUUGGAGGAAUUCUUUGAAGAAGCCAUUGAACAGGCAGACCCUGAAAAUAUGGUUGAAAAUGAAUAUAAGGCUGUGAACAAUUCAAAUUAUGGUUGGAGAGCCCUGAGACUAUUAGCACGGAGAAGCCCUCACUUCUUCCAGCCAACCAACCAGCAGUUUAAAAGUUUACCAGAAUAUCUUGAAAAUAUGGUAAUAAAGCUAGCCAAGGAAUUACCGCCUCCUUCUGAAGAAAUAAAAACAGGUGAGGAUGAAGAUGAGGAAGAUAAUGAUGCUUUACUGAAGGAAAAUGAAAGUCCUGAUGUUCGGCGAGACAAACCUGUAACAGGAGAACAAAUAGAGGUAUUUGCCAACAAGCUGGGUGAACAAUGGAAGAUUCUGGCUCCCUACUUGGAAAUGAAAGACUCAGAAAUUAGGCAGAUUGAGUGUGACAGUGAAGACAUGAAGAUGAGAGCUAAGCAGCUUCUGGUUGCCUGGCAAGAUCAAGAGGGAGUUCAUGCAACACCUGAGAAUCUGAUUAAUGCACUGAAUAAGUCUGGAUUAAGUGACCUUGCAGAAAGUCUAACUAAUGACAAUGAGACAAAUAGUUAGCUUCUUUUUUUUUCUUUUUAUUAAAACUGUGAUAGAUUUUGUUACCAAGCAGCAUUUGAUAAGAGGUCCACUGGUUUUGGUAAACAAUAAACAUUUUUAUAACAA
Molecule: messenger RNA, 2879 nt
Organism: Pan troglodytes (chimpanzee)
Lineage: Eukaryota; Metazoa; Chordata; Mammalia; Primates; Hominidae
Gene: THOC1
Product: THO complex subunit 1
Exons: 21
Coding region: 801-2774 (657 amino acids)
Biological process (GO): mRNA export from nucleus; signal transduction
Cellular component (GO): THO complex part of transcription export complex
Molecular function (GO): protein binding
Source: RefSeq, a predicted model, not a curated record